AGUGCGCAUGCGCACAACCCGGGCCCGGAAACAGCGCCGGGUCAGCCAUGGCUGCGGCAGCCGAGGGCGUCUUGGCGACCCGGCGUGAGGAGCCCGCUCGAGACGAUGCCGCCGUGGAGACAGCUGAGGAAGCAAAGGAGCCUGCUGAAGCUGACAUCACUGAGCUCUGCCGGGACAUGUUCUCCAAAAUGGCCACUUACCUGACUGGGGAACUGACGGCCACCAGUGAAGACUAUAAGCUCCUGGAAAAUAUGAAUAAACUCACCAGCUUGAAGUAUCUUGAAAUGAAAGAUAUUGCUAUAAACAUUAGCAGGAACUUAAAGGACUUAAACCAGAAAUAUGCUGGACUGCAGCCUUAUCUGGAUCAGAUUAACGUCAUUGAAGAGCAGGUAGCAGCUCUUGAGCAGGCAGCUUACAAGUUGGAUGCAUAUUCAAAAAAACUGGAAGCCAAAUACAAGAAGCUGGAGAAGCGAUGAGAAACUUAUUUUUAUGGGAUAGAGCCUUUUUUUCAACAUGGAAGAAUGUUUUAUAAAACCCGAAUCCUGAGGCUGAUGAAUUGUGAAAACUCCUCAAAGGGAAACUAUGCUGGUCAUCCCAGGAACAUCUCAACGUUGGAGUAAACUGGAGGACUGUGGCUAUUCAUGAACCUUCUUUGAGGCAGUAUCCCUCAGAAUCUCACACUUAAAACUACUUACCUUUUACUGGAAUGCUUUGCCAUAUUCAGGACAGAGACUCUCUCAAAGUUCAGAAUACAGCUGGGCUUGCCAGUGAAAUGAAAUGAGAGGACCUGUUUUCUCUGGUAGUGGAUGAAGACUAUAUUAUUUUCUUAAGUGGCUGGUUUUUUAGUUACUAUGUAAAGGGUUGUUUUUUUCUGUUAAUGAUGCUAAUGUGUUAUAAACAAGAUUCUAGAUCUUAAAAGGAAAAGAAAACAAACUUGGUUCUUUGCAGUUUAUCACCCUGUGAAUGUCAGUAACUUACUUUUCAUAAUAUUGCAAAUAACAUAAAAUCUUAAAAUAACUCCAAGCUGAGUCUUCUAGAUUGAGCAGAAAUGGUGAAAGGAAUGUUGAUAACUUGGUGUAUGUGAUGGCCCCUCUUGUUUAUUUUCUAUGUGAAUCAGAUUGACAUGUGGCCGUUUUGGAAAUGUGAUGAAGACAAAGACUAGAUGGGUAUUUAUCUUUAUGUGUUGGGUGGGGAGGUGAGGAUCGCCACUCAUAAAGGAUUUUAUAAAAUA
Molecule: messenger RNA, 1231 nt
Organism: Saimiri boliviensis boliviensis (Bolivian squirrel monkey)
Lineage: Eukaryota; Metazoa; Chordata; Mammalia; Primates; Cebidae
Gene: BLOC1S2
Product: biogenesis of lysosomal organelles complex 1 subunit 2
Biological process (GO): lysosome localization; endosomal transport
Cellular component (GO): gamma-tubulin complex; BORC complex; BLOC-1 complex
Molecular function (GO): gamma-tubulin binding
Source: RefSeq, a predicted model, not a curated record